UUUUUCAUCAAAACCGUUAGCAUGGUACCAGCCGUUUGCAUAUUUUUUCUUGCUUGUUUUAGCACAGUUCGCGCUUCGCCACCUCAAAAUAUCGUCCUGACAGUGGUUAGAGCAGUGUCUAAAUGCAAAACUGAGUUUAGCCUGAAUGAGAGUAAGGAGAGUGACUUCAAAGAAAUGCUCCUAAAAAUGAAAAUUCCGGACACUGAACAGUUCAAGUGCAUGAUGGCCUGCUUAUUGAAGGAAAUGGGGCAAUAUCACGACGGUCAAUUCGAUUUGGAUGCUUUCGAGAAGUUCAACAGGUUGAAAUGGAGAAAAAGGGAUCAACUCGAAAAGGCGAGGGAGGUGAAUGUCGUGUGCACGCAAGAAGCAUUGCAGGAUAAAGACAAUGAAUGCGAGAUGGCGUUCAACCUGAUCCAAUGCUUGCUGAGAGAAUCCCAGAGGGUCGGUUUACCUGUGACCUUUACAGGACAGACGUCAUUGCUGUGAAUAAUUGCAUCCUCUAAAUAAUGAGAAAAAACAAGAAGAUUUUUCGCAAUUAAGAAUUCAAAAGAUUUUAUUAACUUUACCUUUCAUUUAGGCGUAUGUCACGCUGUAAAUCAAAACAAUUCAAUUACAUGUUCUAACGGAUGGGAGUGUUUACGUCAAAUUUAAGUUGUUCAAAUGCAUAGGAAUAAUAAACGUAUCCUGAAUCUUU
Cimex lectularius (bed bug) is the source of this 694-nucleotide messenger RNA. RefSeq lists its product as uncharacterized. The transcript has 7 exons. The record is from RefSeq and is a predicted model, not a curated record. Lineage: Eukaryota; Metazoa; Arthropoda; Insecta; Hemiptera; Cimicidae. The coding region runs from base 22 to 486 and encodes 154 amino acids. Gene Ontology annotation, biological process: sensory perception of smell. Gene Ontology annotation, molecular function: odorant binding.